UCUUUAUUUAAAAAUAAUGUAACAAGUUCAAGUUCCUUAAUGAUUAUAUUAAGCUAACAAUGGCAUCGGAAAGCAGAAGAUUUAGUUCUGAGAAUUUGAUAGACAGUGACUUUCAAGAUGAUUAUGUGGUAAAGUGUAUUGGUGCAUUUGGUGUGUGGCAAGCUAUAGUUUGCAUAGUAGCUGCUGUAAUAAGAUCUGUUGCAAUAUGGAAUAUGCUUUCAAUCAUUUUUCUAACUCCCUCAACAGAAUUCAAGUGCGUGAAGUUUAACGAUAGUAGUGUAAUUGACGUAGAAAAUUCAACGUGUUAUGAUAAUUGUGCAGAAUAUACAUUUUUCGAAGAUGUGUUAGAAAAGACUUUGAUCUCAGAAUUUGGACUAAUUUGUGCAGAUUCGUGGAAAGUUGGGUUUACACAGUCUAUGUUAAUGUUUGGGUUCUUGGUUGGUGUUUCCUUGUUUGGAUGGAUAUCAGACAGAUUUGGUCGCCGUACUGGGUUAACAAUAUCAUGCUUUAUCAACGUCAUAUUCAUGUUGGCUGUACCAUUUGCUCCAGGCUACUGGAUCUUCAAUGCCCUACGGUUCUUCAUAGGAAUGGCUUCAGGUGGCACUAUGAUAAUAGGCCUAGUAUUUAUUAUAGAAAUUGUUGGACCACAAUAUAGAGAGGCGGCUGGUAGUUUAGCGUUAAUGCCUGAUGGGCUGACUCAAGCAUUAUUAUCAGUAUUUGCUCAUUUCGCUACAGACUGGAGAAUGUACCUUCUGGAGUAUGCCAUAGCAUCCAUUUUUAUUUACGUGUUUAUUGUAUUACUACCAGAAUCACCUAGAUGGUUGAUGGCUAAAGGAAAUUAUGAAAGAACUGUUGAUGUAAUGACAAAAGCUGCUUUACGGAAUAAAUUAAGUACAGAAGACAUUCAAGAAAAUGUUGCUAAAGCUUUACAUGAAAUGAUGGUGACCGAUAAAGAAAUACGUAAAGCUACUUAUUUAGAUCUUUUUAGAACAAAAGAACGCGCCUUCAAGAUGGUAUCGUCGAUAAUUAUAUGGAUAGCCACUGGAGCAUGUUAUUUCGGCAUUAAUCAGUAUGUUACCUUCAUCGGGUCUAAUGUCUUUAUUACUGUGAUUGUAUUAGGAUCUAUUCAGAUACCAACAUGUCCUCUUGCAAUGAUGCUUAACAAAACAUUUGGAAGAAAAGUCGCUACUGUUGGUUGCCUAUCAAUUAUUGGUAUUACGAUGACUAUCCUCGUUUUCAUACCACCAGGCCAUGUUGCCUGCACAGUUGUAGGAGUCAUCGGUUUCGCAGCCACUUGUACAACCUUAGGCGUAUUGUGCGUCUAUGUUUCAGAGUUGUUCCCUACUCCAUUGCGGACUAUGGCCUAUGGCUUGUGUUCAGCUGGUGCUAAAAUAGGAGCAAUGGUUGCGCCGUUCAUUGCUACUAUCAAUCCUCAUUGGAUUCCUUCGUUGAUAUUUGCAGUAUUACCGUUUAUUGCUUCAAUAUUUUGUAUAUUAUUACCAGAAACAAAAGGGACGAGAUUGCAAGAUACGUUGUAGGAAUAUGAAUUUUAAGUGUUAACGAAUAAAGUCUUAUUUUACAUAGGUUUUUUAAGAAUUUCCGUGUUCUUAUUUCGUAAAAGUAAUUAAGGUUGCUCUAACAAAACCUAAUAAUAUUUCACCAUUAUUGUAACAUUUUACGGUUACAACAUGAUUUAUCCAAGAACGUGACUGAACACUAGAAUUUAGACAUCAAUUAAACUUAACUGCCACGAAAUGUUAUCA
Messenger RNA from Trichoplusia ni (cabbage looper), 1763 nucleotides. Its product is annotated as organic cation transporter-like protein. The record is from RefSeq and is a predicted model, not a curated record. The transcript is spliced from 4 exons. Gene Ontology annotation, molecular function: transmembrane transporter activity. Gene Ontology annotation, cellular component: membrane. Lineage: Eukaryota; Metazoa; Arthropoda; Insecta; Lepidoptera; Noctuidae. Gene Ontology annotation, biological process: transmembrane transport. Bases 60 to 1538 code for a protein of 492 amino acids.